Messenger RNA from Elaeis guineensis (African oil palm), 2306 nucleotides. RefSeq names its product cytochrome P450 71A1. Gene Ontology annotation, molecular function: oxidoreductase activity, acting on paired donors, with incorporation or reduction of molecular oxygen; iron ion binding; monooxygenase activity. The record is from RefSeq and is a predicted model, not a curated record. NCBI's taxonomy places the organism in Eukaryota, Viridiplantae, Streptophyta, Magnoliopsida, Arecales, Arecaceae.
AUGAUGCCUUUAUUUGUUUCACUGUUCCAUUGGUUUCACCAGCACUCCCUUUUGAUCAACUCCUUCCUCCUCUCCUCGUUGCUCUUCUUCUUGUUGUCGUUCUUCUUAGGCCAAAACAAAGUUAUGCAAUCAGAGAGGAAGAAGCUGACCUCGCUUCCCACGCCACCGAGGCUUCCUGUCCUCGGCAACCUCCACCAGCUUAGCUCGCUUGCGCAUCGCUCCUUGCGAUCACUCUCCGAGAAGUACGGCCCUCUGAUGCUCAUGUACUUUGGAUGCGUCCCCACCGUAAUUGUCUCCUCAGCUGAAGCAGCUCAGGAGGUCAUGAAGACGCGUGAUCUCGCCUUUGCAAGCAGGCCAAAUUCGAGCAUGGCUGACGGGCUUUUUUACAAUUCCCGCGAUAUCGCCUUCUCACCCUAUGGUGAGUAUUGGCGGCAAGUGAAGCGAAUUUGCGUCCUCCACCUUCUCAGCCUCAAAAGGGUGCAGUCGUUUCGCUCUGUCAGAGAAGAGGAAGUGGCGCUAAUGAUCGAUAAUAUUCGCUGCGCCGCCUCCAACAUGCAACCUGUGAACCUUGGCAAGUUGUUAUCCACCUUAACCGGUGACAUAGUCUGCAGAGUAGCUUUCGGGAGGAAGUACUCUGAGCAGGAGGAUAGCAGUAAUAUGUUCCGAGAAAUGAUGGGGGAGUUGGCAGAAUUGCUAGGAACGUUUCCAGUGGGGGACUUUAUUCCGUGGCUGCGCUGGGUUGAUUGGUUGAGAGGACUGGAUGCUAGGGUGAGAAACACCUCCAAACAAAUAGAUUGUUUCAUCGAGAAAAUAAUAAAGGAUCAUCUGCGUGUUAAGAAUGACGGAAAUGAUGAUCGCAGGGACAUCUGCGACUUUGUCGAUGUUCUGCUUUCCCUCGACAAGGAUAAAGAUGACGGUAUGGGCAUUUCCCUCGGCAAGGACAGUAUCAAGGCUCUAAUUUUGGAUAUGUUUGCUGCUGGCACCGACACGACAUACGCGGUGACGGAAUGGGCAAUGGCAGAGCUUGUCAGGCACCCGAAAGAUAUGAAAAGAGUGCAAGAUGAAGUAAGAAAGGUGGUUGGAUUGAAAGAGAAGAUAGGAGAGAAAUUGCUGGAUGAGAUGAACUACUUGAAGGCGGUGAUUAAAGAGGUUUUAAGGUUGCAUCCACCAGUUCCUUUACUAGUUCCCCGGCAAUCAAUCGAAGAGACCAAGCUGCAGGGCUAUGACGUUCCAGCAGGGACUAGAGUCAUGAUCAAUGCUUGGGCAAUUGCAAGGGAUCCCAGAUCAUGGGAGAGGGCCGAGGAAUUUUGGCCUGAUAGAUUUAUGAACAGUUCUGUUGAUUUCAGAGGGCAGGACUUCAAAUUUAUACCAUUUGGUGCUGGCCGGAGGGGUUGUCCGGGCAUUGGCUUUGCGAUCCCCACCAUCGAGCUUUCUCUUGCCAAUUUGUUGCAUCAUUUUGAUUGGGAGUUGCCUGAUAAGAUGAAAGAGUCGUCCCUGGAUAUGAGUGAAUCAGCUGGAAUGGCUUCACAUAAGAAAGUAAAUCUGUUUCUUUUGGCAAAACCCCGAGUUCUUUGAGCCAGAACAAAUUACUCCGCUGCAUACUUUCCUUUGGCAGUCUACUAGCUAUGUUUGAUCCGCAUGGAUCGUCUGCUGUGCACCGCACCUCCGCUGCAUACUUUCUUUUGACAGUCUACUAGCUAUGUUUGAUCCGCAUGAAUCGUCUGCUGUGCACCGUACAGUACAAUGCACAGCAUAUACCGUCAAUCACGCGAUGGACGGCCGCACACAGUCAAGCACAACAAGCAUGCAUCUAUGCAUGACCGUCCAUCUUGCAAUAGAGAACCCAUGCUCCUGUUUGAUUCUAAAAUAAUGGACGCCAUAAUUAUCAUGUUCUAUAUAUAUAAAAAAAAAGUAAUCGCCUAUCAUGCAUGUGUGAUACGUUACAUUGAGAGAUAUAUCUUAUCAAAUUUGUAUUGUUUUUGAAAUAUAAAAUUUUGUUCUUACCAGCUUAGAUGGAGGCUCAACUAUCGCCGUAUCACUUUGAUUGUGGUGUGCAUCAAAUCCUCUGGAGAUGGAUAGAGCGUCACAGAAUUGAAAAAGUUACUCGAUCCAAAAGAAAAUACCUAGAUUGAAUAGCAUACAACAAAGUUAUGGUGUUUGGAAAUUUAAACGAGCAAGUCAGCUUUUUGAUGCAAUAGUUGUUGCUCUUGGAUGCUAACCUACUUGAGGUGGCUUGGUCCGCAGUGCAUUUAUUAAUGAUUCUUUUAGGACAUAUAAGUUGGCGUCACAAAGAUGAAAAGACCUCU